AUGUGCCUUCCAUCACCGCUUCCAUCACCCACUCGAUAUAAUCCACCGCCUCAAUACUUUUCUUGGGAGCUGAUUCAUCUCUUGCUCUUGCUACUUUCAAGCCACGCUUCUUCCUUCUUUGCUUCCUUUGCCUCAAAAUUUCUGGAAUUCCCGUUUUCGUUUCCUUUCAGAAAAUCAAACCUCCAAAAUAUUGAAGCAAAGCGGAGAAAUAAAGAACGAUUUUCGUCAAGGUUUUCCCGAAAUCGACCCCUUUCACUUGCUCUUGCGUCGGUUAUAGCCACAGUUUGUCGGUCGUUGAAAUUGGGUUCUCCAUGGUUGUCUCGGUGUCGUAGACACGUGUUUUUUAUCUGUCUUCAUCAGAAGUGA
Molecule: messenger RNA, 366 nt
Organism: Lactuca virosa
Lineage: Eukaryota; Viridiplantae; Streptophyta; Magnoliopsida; Asterales; Asteraceae
Source: the annotation of a GenBank genome assembly